Nelumbo nucifera (sacred lotus) is the source of this 1495-nucleotide messenger RNA. The record is from RefSeq and is a predicted model, not a curated record. Lineage: Eukaryota; Viridiplantae; Streptophyta; Magnoliopsida; Proteales; Nelumbonaceae.
UCUCUCUCUCUCGUGUUUUAUAAAAUAUAAAAAUGUUUAUAUUUAAGCUUUUCGGUGAAGAGAAUGGCAGCGUUUGCUUCUUUGUCUCUCCUUCCUCCUCCCGCUCGUCUUCCCUUCCUCUGCACUCGAUCCUUGUUGCUGUUUUCUAUUCUGUCUAGGCUUCGAGUUCCGGGGUUCUCCUUUUCUUUUCUUUAAUUAAUACCCACAAAAAAAAUCAAACCAAAUCAGUUUUUUUUUUUUUCUUUUUUAAGUUUGUUUUUUAUUUGUUUUUUCUUGUGUUCCUGUUUUCCUUUUGAUGAGGGCAUGGCGGGUUUGGAUUUAGGCACUGCAUCUCGCUAUGUUCAUCGACUCCAGCCGGAAUUGCACCUCCAGAGGCAACCGGAAUCUGACGAUGACAACAACAGGGGUCAGUUUUCAGGCGAGCAUGACGAUAGUGGUCACCAAGGACUUGAGCUUGUUGCAGCUAACGCCGGCCCCGGCGACAUCGUUGGUCGCCGACCCAGAGGCCGACCACCUGGAUCCAAGAACAAGCCGAAGCCACCGGUAAUUAUCACGAGGGAGAGUGCCAACACGCUUCGGGCCCAUAUACUAGAAGUUGGGAGCGGCUGUGAUGUCUUCGACUGUGUAGCCACGUACGCUCGCCGGCGUCAACGUGGGAUCUGCAUCUUGAGCGGAAGCGGCACGGUGACUAACGUCAGCUUGCGUCAGCCGGCGGCAGCCGGUGCGAUCGUGACGUUGCACGGGCGUUUCGAGAUAUUAUCACUAUCGGGUUCCUUCUUGCCACCACCGGCGCCACCCGGUGCUACGAGCUUGACGAUAUAUUUGGCGGGAGGACAGGGUCAAGUCGUCGGAGGGAGCGUCGUCGGUGCGUUAAUUGCAUCCGGGCCGGUUAUCGUUAUAGCUGCUUCAUUCACAAAUGUUGCGUACGAGCGGCUUCCGUUGGACGAAGAGGAGCCACUUCAGAUGCAACCCCCGGUCUCCCAGUCUCCUGGUGGUGGAGCAGGGGUUAGUGGUGGAGGUGUCAACAACCCAUUCCCCGACCCAUCUUCAGGCCUUCCAUUCUUCAAUUUGCCGCUUAACAUGGGGAAUUGUCAGUUGCCCGUCGACGGUUGGGCGGGCAAUCCAGGUGGCCGGCCUCCUUACUAACAACCCGAUUGUGGGUACUUCCUCGGUUGGAAAAUCAUUGUGGGGUUUGUUGUAAUCUCCAUGCCGCGAAGUUAAAGCCCGGCUCGGCAGAGGCCGACUGCAUAACCGGAGAGAUUGAGUCCGUCUCUAGAUCACAAAGGUCAGCUAAUUCAUGGAUCCAUCAUCAUCACCAUGUACAAUUAGUUCUUUUCCUUGUCUAUCUCUUCUUUUUUUUUUUAAUUUCUUCUUUCUUCUGUUGUUUUGGUUUUGGUUUUUUGGCUUCUGUAAGUCCUCUUAUUGAUGUUGUUGUUGUUAUUCUUCAUGGAACUCUCUUCUUCAUAAGCAACGGCGGGUUUGACGAUUUGGACUU